UCUCCGACACUCUAGAAAUAUACAAGUCCAAGUGUUCCCACUUCUUUCUUCAACUACUUUUUCUCACUUCUUCACCUUAACUAAUUAAUUCAUUUCAUUUCAAUUAUUCUCUCUCUCUCGCCAAAUCCAUAAACCUUUCUUCAUUCAAAAGUCAAAACCAUUCACUAAUGAGUUGAAACAUGGGAUUUCUCCGGCGUCUCUUUGGCGCCAAAAAACAGGGUCCUCCUUCCGACGGCUCAAGCUCCAAAUCUGAUAACAACAAGAAAAGAUGGGCCUUCGCCAAACAAAGCAGCAGGAGAAAGUUACUCCCACCGCCACCCUCCGGAUUUUCUCAAUUUGACUCCUCCGCUUCCAUAGUCGAUGCCAACAAACAUGCUAUCGCCGUUGCCGCCGCUACUGCAGCAGUCGCCGAGGCUGCUCUAACCGCCGCGCAUGCAGCUGCAGAGGUGGUCAGACUGACAAGCACCGGGGUUGCUGGAAGAAGUACCAUAAGAAGGCCUAAAGCGCGUGUUGGCCAGCCACGGUUGCCGGAGGAGACUGCCGCCGUUCGAAUUCAGUCGGCUUUCCGUGGUUACCUGGCAAGGAGGGCAUUGAGAGCACUUAAAGCAUUAGUAAAGUUGCAAGCACUAGUUAGGGGCCACAUUGUGAGAAAGCAAACUUCAGAUAUGCUAAGGCGCAUGCAAACAUUGGUGAGACUACAGACACAGGCACGUGCAACUCGUGCGCACUUGUCAUCAGAUAAUGUGCUGCCUUCUUUCAAGUCUUCACUUUCUGAGUACCCUCCUGUCCAUGAAGAAUAUGAGCACCCACAUCAUGUCUACAGUACAAAAUUAGGUGGAUCGUCCAUCCUGAAGAGAAGUAGUUCCAAUGCAAACUUUAGGAAGAUUGAUUCAGAAAGAACACGAUUUGGGUCCAGUUGGUUAGACCAAUAUUGGAUGGAAUGUAGUGAAAGCAAAGAUGGUUCAUUGAAGAAAAAUGAACAACAACACCCUGAUCAUGAAAAAAUUGAUAAGAUUCUCGAAGUAGAUACUUGGAAACCACACUUCAAAACCAAUCAUCACACUACAAGCUCCCUUCAGACACCACACUAUCAUUUCAGUUCUAACUAUAAUAAUAAUGAGAAAUGUAUGGCACAUCAUGAGUCUAUAUCAAAACAUUCAACAAAAGCUCAAAAUCAAAGUCUAGCUUCACGAACUACUGAUAAUAGUCCACAAACAUUUUCUGCAAGGAAAAGUCCCUUUACACCUACAAAGAGUGAGUGUUCAUGGGGUUUCUUCAAUGGAUACUCUGGUUACCCUAAUUAUAUGGCUAACACUGAAUCUUCUCGAGCCAAGGUUAGAUCACAGAGUGCACCGAGACAAAGGAUUGAGUUUGACAGAUACAGUUCUUCUACUAGAAGACAUUCUCAAGGUCUUUGUGAUGUGGACCCUACUAAUUCCGAUCAAGAUUCUUCUGAUUCAAAGAGCAACAAAGUCUCACAUGUUUUGAAUCGUUUCAAUAGAAAUAGGAGUACCUUUUUAAGGUAACACAUUGCUUACCCUUAUGUUUAUGUAUUAAGACAUUUAAUUACCACUUUUUUCCACAAAAGUGAAAAACCAGACAUACUGUAUUAUCUUUUGCUUGUUUUUUUAUUUUUUUGUGUGUGGCAGCUUUUUAAAAUGUAAUUAUAAUUUUUACUUGUACUUGUGUAAUCUUUUGUCCAUAUACUAUCAAAAUUUACUUUGUUGACUUUACAA
Molecule: messenger RNA, 1736 nt
Organism: Cicer arietinum (chickpea)
Lineage: Eukaryota; Viridiplantae; Streptophyta; Magnoliopsida; Fabales; Fabaceae
Product: protein IQ-DOMAIN 23-like
Molecular function (GO): protein binding
Source: RefSeq, a predicted model, not a curated record